This is a messenger RNA of Meriones unguiculatus (Mongolian gerbil), 4542 nucleotides long. It is a transcript of the gene Lpo, whose product is annotated as lactoperoxidase. NCBI's taxonomy places the organism in Eukaryota, Metazoa, Chordata, Mammalia, Rodentia, Muridae. The record is from RefSeq and is a predicted model, not a curated record. Gene Ontology annotation, biological process: response to oxidative stress. Gene Ontology annotation, molecular function: thiocyanate peroxidase activity; heme binding. The transcript is spliced from 14 exons. Bases 2059 to 4203 code for a protein of 714 amino acids.
AGUCGACGCGUUGCACAAACGAGGGAACUGCCUUCAGCUACUUUAUUUAGGUGCAAAAAACGGUGAUGGCGGCCAGAACCAGGCGACCUGAGACCUUGCCUUCUAAUUCAACACUACCUUCCACUAAACAUUUGGAAACAUUUGGUCUAGGGAGCUGAAGAAAUGGCUUAGUGGUUAAGAGGUUAGUGACUGCUGUUUCGGAGGAACUGGUUUCAGUUCCCAGCUGCCCACAUGGCCGUUCAUCUGUCUGUAACUCCAGUUCCAGAGGGUCAGACUGUUAGGAUAUAUUUUAAAAUGCCACAUACAACAGAUCUGAUAGGAAAGAGAUUUAUUGGAUGGAGGUGGAGACAGAGGGAGAGGAGAAAGAGAAAGGAGAAAGAAGAAAGAGAAGAGAGAGAAGAAAGAGGGAGAGAGAAAAACUCUGGCCUAAACAGUUGGUGGAUAUGACUGGAAGGACAUACAAAGACAAGAAAACAUGUUAUUGGAAGAAAAAAAAAAACAAACCUGUGAAGCCUUUUUGUUGGUAUGCACUGAGCCAGAGAAAGAAAAAACAAGGAAGCCAGCAGUAAAAACAAGGAAGCCAGCAGUUAAGGACGGAAAGGGUGUCUUUAUGAACUGGCUCUUCCCCUGGGCAUGUUGGUUCUGGAUUAUCAGCCAGUUUAGAUUCCACAUCAGCUCCUGAAAAACCACCUGUUACAUUCAGAAGUCAUGGUUCACUGGAAUAUCAAAGGAAAGAUGGUAUAAAUUUAAUUCCGGCAGUUUGGCAAUAUCAACAUCAGAUCUUUGACAGCUGCUACUCCUGCUGAAUAAGUAAUUGUUUCUGGGACGGAGGAAUUUCAUAGCCGUCUGAUUAUAGGGCAUGGAAGUCCUAGACACUGUAGCUGCUCGUCGAGUAUGUUGAGAACUCCCCACAAACAGCACCUACUUUUUAAGGAUUAAAUCCAGUUGGAUUGUAUUGACUGUAACCAUCAUAAAAACACUUCUAAGAGGCGUUUUAUUCCUACUUAAGAGAUGAAGUUAUCUAGGGCCAGGAGUUAAGUACGAGGCUUAUUAACGAGUGCUAAAGUGUUUACCAUUUUAGCCAGAUUCCAACCUGGUCUGUCUUUUGAGGCCUCAGACCUUCCACUGACUUUCCGUCUCCUGCUCACCUCCCUAAGAACACACAAUUUCCAAUGAAGUGAUGAUUUCAAUAGACGAAACCACGGAGACUGACUCGUUAAAAAGAAAGUCACUCUCAUUUUUCUUCUUAAAGAUGAGAAGAGCCAGGAGUGGUGGUUUGUGCUUGAAUUCCCAGCACUGGAGACAUAAAUGGAAGAAUUCCAGGUUUCAGACCUUAUUCAAACAAAACAAAAGAAAAACACACAAGAAGAACACAGUCAACAAAGGGCUGUAGAAAAGGCUCAGUGGAUGAAGGCCUUUGCUGCUAAGCAUGAUGACCUGAGUUUGCUCCUUGGAACAGGAAAGCUGACUUCCUCACAGAGCUGCCCUUUGACCUCCACCCUUUGGGGCAUGUGUGCCUACAUACAUCAUCACCAAUAAUGAUGACUUUUUUUUUAUUUUUUCAUGGAACCUCCUUUGCCAUUGGCUGUAUCAAGAUUAUGCUGAAUGUCUCCUUUCCAGCUACUAGCUGUGAGAAACACACUGGAGUGGACAAUGAAUGCAUGUUCUGUGAGGAGUGCACGGCCACAGAAGUAGCUGCUGGUGCUCUGGGUGAAGAGCAGAAGGCUUAUGUGGUCCAAAAGAGUCAUGGGAAUGAAAAACGAGGUGUUCCCAUGAAGGUCUUGACCCAUGCAGAGCGCGCCUGCUGUUGAAUAAGGAAGGGGUGUUCUUACCAUGGACCAAGGAGAACUGGAGAGCAGAAGAGCAAGUCUGUUCACAGAUACAUUGUGGACACCAAUCUGAGUUUUCUUGUCGUGGUUGUUGUGGGGGGAAAGAGAGAAGGAAGUUCCUGGAUACUACAGUGCCUCAGUGGAUAGGGCCCCAAAGAUCUUGCAAAAUCUGAAAGCUUUCAAUCUUUCAAAAGAAGAUGAUGUCCAUCAACAUGUUGCCAGAAAGCCCAUGAACAAAGGAGCGAUGAGAGUCCUUCUGCACCUCCCCACGCUCCUGGCUUCCCUGACCUUCCUCCAGACUGCAGCACCGGCCAGGAAUGCUGCAACUUCCAGAACUGGCAUCAUCUCUGACACAGUGAAUACAGUCAAGGCCUCAGUUGACCAGGCCUUCCUGGAUUCCCGGACCAGGCUGAAGAGGGCCCUGACCAGUCAGACACCUACCACCCGGCAGCUCACACAGUAUCUCAAGCACUCCAGAGGCAGGACCCGAAGAGCCAUCCGCGUGGGACAUGUGUGGGAAGAGUCUCUGAAGAGACUGAAACCGGUGGUGCCCCUCACCAAUGUCACAGGCCAAGGCCUGGACUUGGCCUUGCUGUUUUCGGAAGUCGGCUGUGAUCCCCAUGCUCUGCCGGUGAACUGCAACAUGAGUAGCCCUUACCGGACCAUCAAUGGAGAGUGUAACAACAGGAAGAAUCCAACGCUGGGAUCCGCCAACAAGGCGCUGGCUCGAUGGCUACCCGCGGAGUACGAGGACGGGAUCUCCCUCCCCUUCGGGUGGACGCCGGGAAAGACGCGGAACGGCUUCCCUCUACCGCAGCCCCGGGCCGUCUCCAACCAGAUCCUUGCCUAUCUGAACGAGGAUGUCCUGGACCAAAACAGAUCCCUGUUCUUCGUGCAGUGGGGUCAAAUCGUAGACCACGACAUGGGGUUUGCGCCUGAAACUGAGGCGGACAACUACACCAAAGCCUUGUGUGAGGAUUACUGUAUCCAGAGAGACAACUGCUUCCCCAUCAUGUUCCCAGCUGGUGACCCCAAACUGAGGACUCAGGGGAGAUGCAUGCCUUUCUUCAGAGCUGGGUUUGUCUGCCCCGAAACACCCUACAGAUCCCUGGCCCGAGAGCAAAUCAAUGCUCUGACCCCUUUCCUGGAUGCUAGCUUGGUGUACAGCCCCGAGCCAAGGAUGGCAAAUCAACUUCGAAACCUCAGCAGCCCCUUGGGCCUCAUGGCCGUCAACGAAGAGGUCUCAGACCGGGGUCUGCCCUUCCCACCUUUUGUCAAAAUGAAACCCAGCCCCUGUGAGAUCAUCAACACCACUGCUGGUGUGCCCUGCUUCUUGGCAGGAGACUCUCGAGCCUCGGAGCAGAUCUUGCUGGCCAUAUCCCACACACUCUUUAUCCGGGAGCACAACCGAUUAGUCAGAGAACUAAACAGACUCAACCCUCAUUGGGAUGGAGAGACGCUCUAUCAGGAAGCCAGGAAAAUCAUGGGCGCCUUCAUCCAGAUUAUCACCUUUAGGGACUAUCUACCCAUCCUUCUGGGAGAUGAGAUGCAGAAGUGGAUACCCCCGUACCAAGGCUACAAUGAAUCCGUAGACCCCCGAAUCUCCAAUGUCUUCAACUUUGCUUUCCGCUUUGGCCACUUGGAGAUCCCCUCUACCGUGUCCCGCUUAGAUGAGAAUUAUCAGCCAUGGGGCUCAGAACCUGAGCUCCCCCUGCACACGGUCUUCUUCAACACCUGGAGGCUCGUCAAAGAUGGUGGAAUUGACCCUCUGGUUCGAGGCCUGCUGGCUAAGAAGGCCAAGCUGAUGCAUCAGGAUAAAAUGAUGACGGGGGAACUCCGAAACAAGCUGUUCCAGCCGAAUCACACCAUCCACGGCUUCGACCUGGCCUCCAUCAACAUUCAGCGGUGCCGAGACCACGGGCAGCCUGGGUACAACUCCUGGAGAGCGUUCUGUGGGCUGUCCCAGCCAGAGACACUAGAGGAGCUGAGUGCUGUGCUGGGAAAUGAGGAGCUGGCCAAGAGGCUGAUGGGCCUCUAUGGAACCCCCAGCAACAUUGACAUCUGGCUAGGGGCCAUUGCUGAACCCCUGGUCCACAGGGGACGGGUAGGGCCUCUCUUGACCUGCCUCCUGGGCCUGCAGUUUCAGAAGCUCCGAGAUGGAGACAGGUUCUGGUGGGAAAACCCCGGGGUCUUUACAGAGAAGCAACGGGACUCUCUACAGAAGAUGUCCUUCUCGCGCCUCGUCUGUGACAACACGGGCAUCGACAAGGUCCCCCUGAACCCAUUCCAGGCCAACACCUACCCUGAAGGCUUUGUAAACUGCUCCUCAGUUGAUAAGCUGGACCUCUCACCCUGGGCCUCAGUGAAGAACUAGGAACCUGCUGCUCACGGCUUCCUACAUUGCACAGAGGCUGCCUCUUCCCAGCUCCUCCCCUCAGCUCUCACCACUCUCACCACUGAGCCUGUGAAAAUCAUCUGGCGAGACUUAGACUUCCAAAGAUGCCCCUCCUGCUUGUCAGAUGUAAGGUAACCUCUCCCUGGAUGGGCAUUCGCUGAGGCUGCGACCUUUGGCCCUUAUGUUUCCUCCUGUCCAUAAGCACCUGAGCCAGAGACUUCCUCCUGCUUAUGGGUACGGCUUGUGGUACUUACCGUGGUGUUCGGCACCCAAAGUGCUCAAUAAAUAUCCAACUGCUCCUUCCUAAGGGCAGGCCUU